AUGAAAAAUAUAAAACUGAAAAAAAAAAAAAAAAAAAAGCAAGGAAAGAAAAAUGGCGUCUACUGGUUUUUUCGGAAUGGCGGCAAACGAAAACUAGAAACACACCAGAUUCAAUAUUCCCGCCAUGGUAGCUCGUCGAUAUCAUCUUCCGCCAUUCACCACAACAAUUACAGAAAGCCAAAUACUGAUUGUUUCCCUUUCCCCCCUCGCUCUCUUGAAAUGGAUUUGUCCGAUAUGGCAAGGAAGUUAGGGCUUAAGGAAUCGAAGCAAGUCGUCCGUAAAGCCGCUGAGCUCCGUCGCAUCUCCGAUCUUCAAUUCGACUCAUCCAAUGCCGGAAUCGGAGAAACUUGCAAAGCUCUCAUCUGCCUCGAGAUUGCUGCUAACAUGAAGCAAGUUCUAUUUGAUCGUCAAAACGCAAUAAAGUUGAGUGGGAUGUCGGAGAAGGCUUACAUUAGAUCUUUCAAUGUGAUGCAGAACGGGAUUGGCGUCAUGAAUCGGCUUGAUAUUAGGGAAUUAGCUAUCCAGUUUGGAUGUGUUAGGCUCAUCCCUCUUGUUAAAAAAGGACUAUCACUAUACAGAGAUCGAUUCAUGUCAUCAUUACCUGCUUGGAGACGAGCUACCACUGAUUGUUCAAAGCCUGUGUUCACAGCUGCAGGGUUUUACUUGUGUGCUAAAAAAAACAAGCUCAAAGUCGAUAAAACUAAGUUGAUUGAACUUUCUGGAUCAUCUGAAGAUGAAUUUUCAAGUGUAUGUACAUCAAUGAAAGACCUUUGUCAUGAUGUCUUUGGAGUUGCACAAGAAAAGAAAGAUCCAAAGUCUGUGAAAGGGAACAGAGAUUUGUUGGAUGUUUUACCUGAAAAAAGGCAAACUGGGGAUGGUGGUUAUUCAUCUGAUGAAGGCGAAGAUCUUUCAGCCUAUAAGAAACGUAAACGUCAGGACAACCACAAAUAUGAGGAAUGGAAAUCAACCGUAGUAGAAUCCAAUAAACAAAACAAAGAAAAAGUUGGUGUCAAACGAACAAAACAAGCACAGCUUAACUUUUUGAAGAGAGAUCAAGGAACUGAAGUUGGAGCUACAUGAAAAAACAAUGAGCUAAUAUUAACUCAUUUGUUGUUUUUGAGAUAUUGGGAACACUUUUUUUUGGGGGUUAAUGAAGAAAUUAAUUUAGUGUUGACUAAAUGUAUAGUGUC
Molecule: messenger RNA, 1190 nt
Organism: Lactuca virosa
Lineage: Eukaryota; Viridiplantae; Streptophyta; Magnoliopsida; Asterales; Asteraceae
Source: the annotation of a GenBank genome assembly